AGUAAUUGGUUGAGUGGAGGAAGUGAGAUGUGUUAUUUGUGUGAGUUAGAGAUGUCACCUCAUGGGCAGACAACCGGGCAGACAACCAGGACAACUUGGUGGAAGGAGGCCGUUCUGGGCAGAGCAUGCAUCAGUCAUUCCUUUCCCCACUUUCUUUAAUAUUUGGAAAUAAAAAACACGCUCAGUGAUUUCUCAGAGAAUAAUUCACGCCUCUAGAUGAAAACAUCAGGAAUGUUCCGUAUUUCAAAAACCUCUUGUGUUUACUGGAGAUACACCCGCUCUCAAACUCAUGGGGCAUCCUGCGCUGACUGUCUUCAUAGAAUCUAAUAUUCACAGUGCACUUCCUGUCUUCUUCUGUCAUAAUGCAUCUGACCACAGUCCAGCAUUGUAGUUCUUCAGAAAGCAUCUGAAUCAUUGCCAGUAGCUUGAUAUUUGUUUGCUCAUAUGUUUCCAGGACCAAACUCAGCAACUCUCAGCUCAGUUUGUUGUUAUUUUGCACGUUUCCUACAUAACGGACGAUCCAAAUCCCAAAGCCCACAGUUCUGCUUCAUGUUGUAAAGAUCUAAUCCAUCAAACAACAGGACAGUAUGGCCACCACUGUUGCUGUCAGUCCCAGUGAAUACCUCCAGCCCUCCACCGCUUCCACACAAGACACCCAGCCCUCUCCUCUGGCCCUCCUGGCUGCAACCUGUAGUAAAAUCGGCCCUCCUGCUGCCCAGGCUCCCGUCACAUCUCCUCCAUCGCAGCCGCAGCCUCGCAGGCUCCUCCCUAUAAAGCCGGCUCCGAUCGCCCCGGCGCCGCCCAAGAACCUGGGGUUCCUCUCCACCAAGGGCAAUGUUAUCCAGCUGCCGGCCGGCCUGGGCUCCACGGCCCCCGGGAGCCCCAUCGUCCUCACCAUCCAGCAGAGCCCGGCUCGCAGCAACACCUCGGCCCCCGGCAACAUCCAGUACCAGGUGAUGCCGCAGAUGCAGGGACCCCAGACUAUUCAGAUGAUGCCGCAGGGGGGUCAGUUCCAGCUCAUACCCGGCACCAACCAGGCCAUCCUCACCACUCCAAUGACCGUACCGGCCCCCGCGGCGGCCACCGCUCCGGUCACGCCGCAGAAGACUGUCGCCAUCAAGCCGUGUCCUAAGUCGCGGAGGCCGAACAGCUCGGCGGCUCACAUGGUGCAGCUGCCCGGGGGGCUCACGCUGCCGCUCAACGUGGCCACGGGAGAGGUGGGUGGGACUCAGAUCAUCACAGAGACGGCCACUCUCACUCCUGGGAAGGGACGACGGGGGAGGAGGAAGAAAGUGGUUCUGGCUUCACAAACUCCACUGUCUCAUCCUGCACAGGCCGCCUCCCCCCCCCCGGAGCAGAUGGAGACCAUCCUGAUCGAAGCUGGCGACAACAUCAUACAGGCUGGCAACAACCUCCUGAUCGUGCAGAGUCCCGGGCAGCCGGCCAUGGUGCAGCAGGUGCAGCUGGUGCAGCCCAAACAGGAUUCUCAAAUGGUUCAGAUCCCGCAGCAGGCACUGAAGGUGGUGCAGGCCGCCUCCGCCACUCUGCCGCCCGUCCCCCAGAGACAGCCGGCCCCCACCAACCUGCAGGUCUCUCCCACAGAUCCGUCGCCAACACAGAUCUUCUUCAAAACAGCGUCGGGUGAUUGGCAGUCAGUUCUGCUCCAGGACUCGGUCUCCACCACAACAGCCCCCCCCACCACGUCUGUCGCCACCGCUACGACUUCGCCGCCGGCCGGCACCAAAAGGACGCUGGCGGGGGGGCGGAAGGAAAGGACUCUGGCAAAAAUUGCCCCGGCGGGGGGGAUGAUGGCGCUGAACCCGACGCAGCUCCCCUCGGCUGCGCAGGCGGUGCAGACGAUCAGCAUCAACGGGGUCCAAGUGCAGGGAGUUCCUGUCACCAUCACCAACGCUGGGGGCCAGCAGCACCUCACCAUGCAGGCCAUGCAGGGGGGGGGGCUCCAGCUGGCGGCGCAGGGCCAGGCCGCCAUGCAGGUGGACCAGACCCUCACUCUGGAGCUGCCCGGUCAGCCAGGGGAGAAGAAGCGACGCAUGGCGUGCACCUGCCCCAACUGUAAAGACGCAGACAAGAGGCCCGGGGAGGUCGGGAAGAGGAAGCACAUCUGCCACGUCCCCGGCUGCGAGAAGACGUUCAGGAAGACGUCUCUGCUCCGAGCUCACGUCCGGCUGCACACCGGAGAGAGACCCUUCGCCUGCAACUGGGUGUUCUGCGGGAAACGCUUCACGCGCAGUGACGAGCUGCAGCGGCACGCCAGGACGCACACAGGAGACAAGCGCUUUGAGUGCAGCCAGUGUCAGAAACGCUUCAUGAGGAGCGACCACCUGACGAAGCAUUACAAGACGCACAUAAACACCAAGAACCUGUGAGCGCACCGUGCACUCGGCGUGUUCACACACAAACUCAAGACUGUUAGUGGAGCUGCAGAGGGGACGAGACGAGGGGAGACUGAGACUUAUCCCAUAAUGGGAAAUACUCCAAAAACCAGUCCCUGUAUCUCCGCUCAUUCCUCGAGGACGCUGUGUAGUGUGGUGUACAGAGAGAUCCCUUCUGAUGGACUUCAAACUGACCCAGCACAUUUAAUAAUAGAAGAUUAUUUUUGUUUGUUUUAUUUUUCCCUCUGGUCCGAGCGGAGUCCAGAGCCAGCGACGACUGAACGUGUGAAGUGACUCGAAGAGGAGUCUCCAGACGCAGAUGCACCACUCUGCCUGCUUAUUUAUGAACUUCUUUGGUAGAAGAAUAAUUCAGACUCCCACUCCCGAGACCACAGGACUCACGGCUUCACCGAGAGUUUCCACCGCUUCACUUUGAGUUUUUUCUUCCCCUACAAAUCAUUCUCCACUUUUUGUUUUUUUUCGUGGAACAUCGGGAACUCUGACAAAUUGUCUGUGAAGAAGCAAAAAAAAAGAGAAUUUGACGCAGUGUUUUAUAAAUUUACCAAAAAAUAUCUUUUACCUGGAAAUAAUCUAUUUGUGUUUUAGCAGAAGUUUUUUUUGCUGAUUUACCCAAAAAAAGUUGGGGACCACAAGACUUUUUCAGUUUACAUUGGCUAUUUUUAAAGUGUGUAUAUGCGUAUUAUUAUACAUAAUAUUAAUAAUGAUAAUAAACUAUUUAUAUAUUUUUUUCAUACAGUCGUUACAAAUUGAUUUGGAAUAGGAUUGACAUAAAAUCAAAAGAGACUAAAUGAGAAAGUUUAGAACGAGAUGUUAAAAAACAAUAAGAAAGAAAGAGAAGUUCGAGACUCAGUCGAGAAGAAACGAGUUCGGAAUGAUUUCGGACUCUGGAACAGUUUCACCGUUCGGGGCCAGACGUCACUGUGCCUUAAAAGUUAGCAUUAAUGUUUUUAAAUCAUUUUUCAAACAUACCACAAACCAAGAGAUUCUGGACUUGGAUUAGUUUGGUGAUGACUUGGUGAAGAGCAAAGUUCUGAAUGUGACAAGAAGAGGGAACAAAUGUGAAGUCUGCAAAUGUUACAGACGGCGACUGGACCCAGAUGGUUAAAGAAAACGUAGAAAUGUGGAUUGUCCUGCAAUCACCUGUGGAAAAUACCGUCUGGUUGCUGAAGUUUCCGUGGCAGCGUCGUGGAGAAAGUUUCAACUUUGAAUAUACAGAAAGUAUUUUAGGCUUUUGUACAGGCUUGAGUUUUAAUUGGAUUAUAACAGGACCGGAUCCUUGCAGUGUGUCACAACCAGGUUGAGAUGAAAGGUCUCAGGUGAAGGAUCGUAUUAAACGUGAAGGUGUUUACAGGACAGAUUAAUAACCGGUGAGAGUGAACGGUUCCAGGUUGAAUUCUGUUUAAUAGAUUUAACACACGUGGCAACUGUACUAACAACCUGUCACGUAUGAAACUAUAGCAUGUGUACUACCUAAAGUUCUCUACGUUCAGAGAAACGCUGCAACAAUAUUCAACUCUCAGUGCAACGUCUUCAUUUCCUGUGUAAUCGAGGGCGACAGGCUCUGGGUGCGUUAAGCUGAAUUCAGUGAGAUGUUAUUGACACGCUCUCUUCCCUCUGAAACCCAGCUGCUACCCGACGGGUACGCUUCCGUCUCGGGCUGGGCAUCCAACUUCAAUAUGUCUUGGUACCAAAUGUUCCACCGGAUUCACCAAAUAGUUAUUGAUUCAAAUACAACUUUCACAUGUUUAAUCGAAGUUCACCAACGGCUGCUUCUGUGAGGACGAACCAACGUACACCCGAUUCUUUAAUUAACCGAUAAAGUGUUUCAGUAUUUUGUAUAUUUUUUAAAAACAUGUUUAUACUCCUAAAAAAACAAACAAAAAAAACAAAUUUGGUAGCUGAACCAAAUGAUUCCCAGUCCAACCGACUCCUCGAGUAAACACGAUUCCAGGGUAACUGCUCUUCUGCUUUAUCACAGUAUAGUUUUCAUUCGGUGAUUUGUAGCCUAUGCAUUGCUGAAAAUACGAUCAGAUUUCAAACUCUUUGCUCUAACUCGACAAUCAUGUCACAAGAUGCAAAAAAAACAACAAAACGCUUUCUCAGGCCUCAGCUUGUGUUUGAUUUUCUUUUCCAGCUAUGUGAUAGCUUUAAUUCUGACGUUUCCCUCUGAUGACCAGCAUUAGGCCGACUGUACAGUAUUCACAUGUCACUUAUCAUUUGCUUUAUAGCAAACAAACUGUUGCUGAUAUCGUUUUUUGAUAUAAUGAAGAUGUUCUCUAACAGGUCCUCAGUCAGUUUGACGCUCGCUUUUUUCUUUUUAUCCAACAAAUACAGUGAAUUAUUUUAUUAUAAGCUUUUUGGUCAAAUGAGCUCGGUGCCAUGACACAGUUGAGUUUUCACUGUGGCGUGUUUUAAUACUGUGACAUGCGUGUGCAGUGGAAGGUGCAGCCUCGCUGAACACGAUCCAACAACCACCUUCCUCUCUGCACACGACACAGAGGUUUGACCAAAAAGCUCAAAACAGGUCAGACAUGUUUUUAGUGCACUUUGAGUUUAGUACUUCACGGCGGCGGCAGACGGUUUAAAGCGUAGGUGGCCAAUAUUUGGUGUAUUUUUUUAAGAAUGUGUCCGGAGAAUAUGCGAUGCCAUUGGGACGGAUAGAAAGAGCCUGCUCAUAUUUAUGUUCACGUCUGACUAUGUAAAUACAGUGUGUGUCUGGGAGACACGGUAAAUGUAGGAUAUUAAAAAAUGCAAGUUAAGCUGCCCAGUGUUGAGGUUGGUGCGACCAGCCCUGAAGAAAACAGACUUUGUACAGCGUGCAAAGAAUAACAUAUAAUGUGACAUCGUUUAGCUUCAUUCCUGCUUUGUAUAAGACUUGUAGAUCUUCUUUUCUAUUGAAUUUAAGAUGCCUUAGAUAGCUACACCCAGUAUUUCAUGAUGUUUUCUGUCUAAUUCCAGGUAACAACAUUUGUAAAAUUCCUUCUGUUUUUAACUUAUGUUACAUGCUAAUGUCAUGUGCACUGAUCAAAAUCACAGGUUCCAAAAUUUGUCAAUUUAACCUCCGUUGUCAUUCAAACGUAAUGAGAUUUUUUUAAAAUUGAGACGUUUCUCUGAGAGCUUUUCUCCUUCUCCACACACGUGGUCACGAUGUGAUGCAGCCGGCGCUGCGGGUUCAUCAGGAGAAGCCAGAGAACCAGGAGUUUGUUUUAUAACUUGUAUAAAGUUGCUAAAACACGACGUUUGCUCCUUUUCUACUUCACCCCCUCAAUAAACAACUCAAACUGUU
Molecule: messenger RNA, 5700 nt
Organism: Limanda limanda (common dab)
Lineage: Eukaryota; Metazoa; Chordata; Actinopteri; Pleuronectiformes; Pleuronectidae
Gene: sp2
Product: sp2 transcription factor
Exons: 8
Coding region: 588-2387 (599 amino acids)
Biological process (GO): regulation of transcription by RNA polymerase II
Molecular function (GO): DNA-binding transcription factor activity, RNA polymerase II-specific; RNA polymerase II cis-regulatory region sequence-specific DNA binding
Source: RefSeq, a predicted model, not a curated record